This is a messenger RNA of Strigops habroptila (Kakapo), 11033 nucleotides long. It is a transcript of the gene ACOT9, whose product is annotated as acyl-CoA thioesterase 9. The record is from RefSeq and is a predicted model, not a curated record. The transcript is spliced from 13 exons. NCBI's taxonomy places the organism in Eukaryota, Metazoa, Chordata, Aves, Psittaciformes, Psittacidae. Gene Ontology annotation, biological process: acyl-CoA metabolic process. Gene Ontology annotation, cellular component: mitochondrion. The coding region runs from base 6791 to 8068 and encodes 425 amino acids. Gene Ontology annotation, molecular function: fatty acyl-CoA hydrolase activity.
AACCCAGGGCAACAUAAAAUGGCCAACAAAUGGAGGAACUGAGUGGAAAUGAUGUUUUACAGAACUUUUAGUGUGUUAAUACCACUAAUUUUGUAAACUUAGAGAAAUCUUUUAAUCAGAUCAGCAGCAUUGCCUCGUGAAAAUGCUCUUGUCAAUGGAGCUUUGUGUUGAAAGAUUGUUUGGGCGCUCCAAUAGUAAUAAGCCAUAAUGUUCCUGUUGCAGAAGCUUUGAAAAAAGUUUUCUUGCAUUCUAAUCCCAGGUACUGAGAAAAGGGGAGGAAGAGAAGGGCUGCUGCCAGGUACAAAUAAUUCCUUCAUGGACUUGGAGUUCUGCUUGUUUCUGAGAUCUUCUUUCCCCUGUUGUUCUCUAAAUAGAAAUCACAGGUUAUCCUGUGUACAAGAGAAAAUGGGGGUUAUUAAUUGUUAGAGAAUUUCUUUUCAUUAUAGUUAAUAAAUAGUAAUUUGGAAGGCUAAAGGAAAGAAGCAAGGGUACAGAAUAUUGCAUUCUUGCAAAUAUUACCCUGCUCUCUAUUUGGAUAUCUGAUAAUGAUACCAUCUAGAAGGCCAGUAAAAAUAGUGAAGCUGUGAAGCCAUGUUGGCCUUGCCUCUGAUUUGUUUUCAAGGAAUACUAGUGUUUUGUGGACUUUAUAACUGUAAAUAUUUGAGAUUCUGUUCCAAAAUUGUACUAAAUAAUGUUACACAAACUUUUGCUGUUAUGUAAGCUAGUUUCCUUUAAUUUGGUAUCCAUGCUUUCACAAAGCACCAAAUACUAGCUUUUCGUAUGCUUCCUCCCAACUUUGGGUCUCGGUUGUGAAUGUCCUCACUUCUUCCAUGGUUCUUCCAAAGGCUACAUGAAGCAGGACGUUAGAAGUUUUCUCUGAGAUAACUCUCAUCCCACUUUCUGAAAAAUCCUCCAGAUACUCUUUCCAAAGUUAAUAGUGUUUGUCAACAGCACAUGGUAACACCGAGUUUGAAAAACUGAUUGGAAUUACACUGCAAGCAGAUACUACACAGAGCCAGUAGACAAAGGAACCACAAAGCUGUCUUUGAAGGAAAGGAUGAACUCAGUUGAAAGCACAAAGAUACGGAGUGUAAAUCAGGCAAAGACAGGUUGCCUACAGUUGCUUACUAAAAUUGCAGGACGUGCUUAAAUGGAAGUCGAGCAGGUAGAAUAAUCAGGUAACUCCUUACUAGAUGUGGUUUGCAUCGUUUCUUUUAACUGUUAAUCUAACUUGUGUUUUCCACUCCACAGGACACUUACCCCUUCAUGUGAAUAAUGGUGUGUUGUGGUAAUCUGUACAUAUUAAAAUAUUUGCUAUAACACUAAACUAGACAGCUACUGUUUUUCCUUACUUUAGCAUUAAUUAAAAAUGAAAUGCUAUUACUCUUCUCUCUUGACUUGCUUAAAGCCUCUUUGCCUUCAGUGGCUCUGUGGCAGUGGCGUUGUCCUAGAUCUCUGUCAGCACACUGUGUUUCUGGUGGUGUGCUGGAUAACACAUUUCUAAGAGGCUUGUGGGAUACAAAAUCUCUUAUGCAGCAACUCCUGCAGUACUUAGCUUCAUGGUAGACAUUUGAAUCUGCAUCUUUCAUUAAGUCCAGACCAAGCUCUAUACUGGUGGUAGAAUACGUCAUAGCGGUCUACGUGAACCUGGAUACAGCCUGGGGAUACACCGGCACAAGAGGGCACGGAUCUUACUGGCAGAGAUGAAUGCAAUGAUCUUGUCCAGCUGCCCUUGUGUCCUUCUUCAUGUCACAGUGCAAAUAUACUCAGACCCUGCUGCUCUGGCAUUAAUGAUCCACUGAUCAGAGUUUAGGAGAUACUGUGAAAUGCACAAUGAUAGAUAAGCCCCAUUUGCUGCAAUUGUUUUGCACUUUUAAGAUUUGCCAAAGAAGAAAAGAGAAAAAGCUUAUGGACUUCUGUGCUUAAUAACUCACUUAAAUUUCUGUUGUAAGAGCAAUGUAGCCUUCCCCAGGGGAAGGGAAGAGAAAAACUAUGUACUUAUGAACCUGUAAAAUUUAGCUUGGCAACAUUUUAGUAACACUUUUAUGCUUUGUCCCUUUUAUUGUUAAAAUAAAAAGUAUGUGGUCUUAGCCUGGCAAAUGCUCACUUGCAUGCCUAAGAUUGAAAUCAGAAGUAUUAAUUGGGACUAACGACGUAUAUACAUGUUUACAGGUUUGGACCAGAGGUUUUUUCCAGAGCUUUUUACCUGUCUAGAAUUGAAAAGAAAGAUGAACUUGGUUUAAACAACUGUUUAUUCCCCCUACAUCCCAGCACAGUCUGCACACUGUUGGAAAAAUUGAGUUUUUGUGUUCUAGAAGCUGUAACAGUGUUUCUACUAACACUGUGUAGAUCCAACGCAUGCUAUGGCAGCUUCACAGGUGGAGUGUGAGUAACAGGAAAGUAGUACCUAUGCUGUAAACAAGCCUGCUGCUGCUUAAGAAAAAUGAAUCUGACCUUCUCCCCUUCCAAAAAAAAAAAAGUUAACUCUAAGAUUUGAAAUCAGUUUCUUUCAUAGAAAUUUUUUUUCCUUAGAAUUGUAGUGGAACUUUUCUAAUUUCAAAAGACUUUUUUAGCCUAAUUUCCUAAAUAAAUGAGGCCUAAGCAAUCUAUUUUGUCUUCGUCUGUCUAUCUCCUUGUCACCCUCUUCUUCCAGAGCCUGUUGUUGCUUGAUGUCAGCCAAAAUAGAUGAAGAGAAACGUGUUUCCACAAUCUUUGUGAAAACUGGCUUCCAAAUCAGAGGUUUGUUAGGGUGCCAAAGCUAGUGUUGGGGUCAGCCAUGGACCGUGAUGUUUGCUGGCAGCUGGCGAGUGACCGGGAUCUCUGUGCUGGCUGGCUGGUGUUCAGCCCCUUGCUUAUCUCUGGGCUAACCGUAGCUCAUGCUGGUGCUUGUCUAGGAGGCAGGCACGAUAGAAUUAGGCUGGAAGUUCAGGAACGGGUGCUGAAGGUGUUGCAGGGGAAGGAUCAAAAGGGGGGUUAGGGGUGUUACAGUGAUGGUGGUGUGUGGGACUUGGGCUGGAAAGCAGCAGAAACUGAAGUGACUGUGUGUGGAGGAGUGGGGGCAGAGCCGAGCGGAUCUGGCUGAGAGGGGUAUGUGAUUUAAAUAUCGAGGAAAUCAGGCUCUUCUUGCUCCAGGGUUCACAGGACAGCUUGCUGAUCACUACAAAUACACUGAGCAGGCAUUUAGCUUGAAAAGUGCCAAACCUGAUGAUACAUAAUAACCUGCAAGUAUAAAGGCUUCGCUUGUGAUCCAGCAGCCCUCUUUCAGUUUCAUUGAAAUUUUGGUUUGGGUUUUUUUUUUUUGUAGCCCUUCCUUCAUGUGUCCCUAACUAUUUUGUCCUAAUAUUUGAACCCCCUUAUAUAAAAAUCUUUGUAAAUAAGCAAGGAAUCCCAACUAUACAAUUCUCAGCUUCUGUCCUGAGCUUGGGAAUUGUUGCUGCUUGUUUUCAAGUGUUUCCAAAUAGCAUACAUUUAUCUGCCUUAUAGUGAUGGUGUAGUUUGAUAGAGUCGAUGGGAUGUUAGCACACUUAUCCUCAUCCGAGGAAAGAGAAACUGCUUAUGCAGAUUACUGAAAUUUAGGAAAAACUUGUGGAGAACUAGUAUCAACUCUUGAUACUGCAAAUAGUGCAGGAAUGAAUUUUGUAGACCUGUCUUCAGUGUCUUAGCAAUGUGUUCUUUGAGACUGAUAAAAAUUUAGUCUGUGAAACCCUGCUGGCAAGAGCCAGCCUCAUGCCAUUACCUGCCUUCAUGGGUGGGAUUAUUUAAAAAAUGCUCUCCUCAUUCCCUGUCUCCCAGCUGCACUGUUCCUGUUUAUGUUCUUUUAUGGCUUUCUGAUUUGUGUUAUCUCCCCAGUUUUGUUUGUGUUUAGGCUGAAAUAUUUUCACAUCAAAAUUCCUCAACCUGAUCCUGAUCCACUGUGUCUUUCAACUGCUAAUUAGCACUGCAGGUGUUUGAUUGCAUUAACAAACACUUUUUGUUGGCUAAACACAAUAAGCUAUGGAAUCAUGUUACUCAACCCAUUAUUGUGAUAUGCCUACUAACAGCAUCAGAGAAUUUAGCCACACUUUUAUUUCUAGAAUGCUAUUUGCAUGAAUUUGCUUAAUUUUCCUGUUCUGGGAUGAGGAUGGUGCCUUUUAGCACCAGGCAACCUCAACCUCAUGUUCAUCACUUGCAGAACUAAGCUUGAUUUGCUUUUGAUUUUUUUUUUUUUUUUCCAGUGCGAAGCAGAUUGAGGGAAAUAGUGGGAGCAUCUACCAACUGGAGCCCAGAAUGUCUGGGAAGGAACCCCGCCAUAUGGAAAUACCACCUGAGGAUGAAGAUUUUAGAGGCUCUGGAAAAAUCUGAUCUUCUAUCCAUUUCUUUUUCUGCACUGCUCCAACCCUGGGAGGAGAGUAGGCUGAAGCCAGGAUCACCACAACAGUGUUUUUCUUAGAUAGGUAUGUCUCUUGUGGUGUAUAAAUUACACCAGAAAUGGUUUGCGGAGUGCUGUAUGCUUCAACUACUAUGAAGAAGUAAAGCUGGCGACCCCAUAGCUGGGAGUAGUUGAGAAUGACAGGGUUAGUAUGGGAGGUAUGAAGGACAAGGAUCAUGUUGCCUUUGAGAUCAUACUUUUAAAAUGGAGUGACAAAGAGUUGAUACAUGUGGACACUGAACAGCCGCUACUUUAGUUAAGUUAGGCUGCAGAAUGACUAAAGAGGACAAACCUAAGGGAACAGCUUGAUAGGCAGGGGUCCUGAAAUGGGAACUAGGGAAGGACUGAUGCACAUACAACUGGAUUGCUGGGAGAGAGGAGAGAUGCAUGUUGGAGGAAUGUCUUUGGCUGUUAUAUUUGCUAAAAGGAAACUUUGGUUUGUGAUUUCUCUUGUAAAGGCCCGUAGCAUUUUGUAUCAGAAAGAAAUAUUUUGUGCAUAUAUUUAUUCUGGUUUUGUACUUAAAUUGUAAUUUAAACUAUUAAUCUGCUCAUUGUUAAUUAUAGUCUAGAUGGAAUUGUGGCCAUUUCAGAAAUAAAUAGUGUAAUUUCUCAGAAUGUUUAGGGCAGGCAUUAGUUAAUACUUAGAUGAACUAUCGUUACUGUAUGACUGGUACUGUGGUGUGUAACAGUAUUUAUCUGUUGAAAAAUGUUAUUGCCUUGAGACCAAUACUUCUGUAUAUUGAAGAGCACAUUCUGAAGCUGAAGUCAAGAAGAGUUCUGCUGCUGACCUCAGAGGAGCCAGGAUGGCACUGGUGAAAACAGAACAUAAUUAAAUUUUUAUUGUUUGGUCUCUCUGUGCUUGUAGACAAAUUUCUGGUUUACUCUCUGAUUAAGAUUUACCCUCUGAUAUAAUUUCUCUGAAACCUUUCACUUAAAGACCUUGGAAGCAAAUCUUUUAAAAAGCAUAAAGGUGCAUCAUCUUGGACAUUGCAUCUUUCCUUGGUCAUCUAGUAUAUUCUAUUUCUGUACAGUGACAUAACUUCAAACAUUAACCCCCUGGAGGAGGUUUUUAUCUUUCUAUUUUCUCUGAACUCUGCAGUAGUUUUAUUGUUCAGAUGUGGUAAACCAUAUUUCAUAUUUAAAACAAACAAACAAACAAAUUUUCUGCUAGACUUUUAUUCUCUUUGAUCAUGAAUUAUUCAUAUUUUUCCCCAAAUUAUUAAACAGAAAAGAGGGAAUAUAAAUAUGUUGCAGCGUGACUGCUUUGGACUUCUCUUCCAAAAAUAAAACUCAAAGCAAAAAAAGUCUUCAUCUUAAAUGGCUAAUUCCCAGAAUGUAUCCAAAGUCAAAACUUAAGACAUAUUUUAUUUUUGGUGGAAAGGUUCUUUGUGGUGUUUUCUUUUUUUUUUUUUUUUUUUUUUUUUUUUUUUUUUUAAUUGUUUUUGUUAAACACAAUGGCACUCGGGUCUCAGCAAUGCAGCGUGCACAACUGAAUGAAUGACACAUUUCCACAAGUUUAAAAUUAAGUUUGGUUACAUGCCUUCUCUUGCUCUAUGAAAUGGAUUCAUAGUUUUGCAUACUUCUUGGCUUUAUACUGGAACUGUUGCAUGUUUAACCCUUAGGUUCUUAAUGCUUUGUUGUGGAAUGUCUAGGAAUGUUAUGAAAUACUUGCUUUAUUCAUCAGGUUGCACUUUUAAGGGGAGAAACCUUUGGAGGAACAGGUAAGAGAGAAUGUUGGGCAAGGUUGUUGUGUCUUGUAGAUACCUGUGCAAGGAACCAAUUUGGUAGAUUGGAAAGAAGUGACAGCAAGUUGGCCUUUACUCUUUUGUGAGAGUUGCAGCCCCUCUGACUUGGUGCUGGAAAAGCAGCUCUGAAGGCAUAGCGCUCCUUUUCCUCUAUUAUUUCUUUCUAUAACCUUCUGAUAGGGUCGUAAGAUGACUGGGUAGGAAGAGAGAGGGAAAUAGAUUAAUUUCCCCUUUCUUAUAGCUUGCCGAUCAAGUGUAUGCUAUAUGAACUGAUGCUGUAAAGGGAGAACUCACCUGUGGAUGAUAGCAAGUCUUAGCAGAUUAGUUCUCUGUUGUUAGUGAUAACCAACACUAUACAUGCUUUACUUCUUGGGAGAGAUUGUAAGUUGACAGUCAGUCCUUCAAAAAUUUGGACUGUAGGAAGAGUUGUGAUAUGGUAGCUAUGGAAGACAUGAAUAUACACAAAACCUCAUAUGUUAAAUUAUGUGUGAUUUGUUCUUUUCAAGGGGAACCAUUUUGGUAGCAUUCAGAAUUAGAUAAUUUUUGUUCAUCUCUUUAGUGCAAAGUAUGUGCUUGCCACUUGUACACAAAAAUAUUUAAAAGUUUUCUGCUGUAGUCUUGCUUAGCAUAUCUCAUUAUGUGCAUUUCACACUCUUUUCAUGGCACGCUUACUGUGCCUUACUAUUUUUACUACUGUUUUGUUUUCAUUUUCGUAAUCUUCAAUGUGACAUCUUUUAGCUGUGGUUGCAGUUCUGUUGUCAUACUCCAGUGGUUUUUUUUUCCUUACAGGGAUCAUGUGCAAGCAAUGCAAGAAAGAAAAGCUCUUUAUACUUUACUGCCAAAACGGCAGGAAGAUCUCCCUCCUAGGAGGAUGAAGGAUAGCUACUUGGAAGUUAUUCUACCUCUAGGAAGUCAACCUGAAGUAAGAGAAAAGUACCUGAAUGUACACAACAGCGUAAGGUUUGGAAGGAUACUUGAAGAUCUUGACAGUUUAGGAGUUCUUAUUUGCUACACUCACACCAAGCAGGAAAUGCAGCCAAAGUCUCCUUUAUCAAUAGUUACAGCUCUGGUGGAUAAAAUCAAUUUAUGCAAGAGGAUUAUAUAUCCAGACUGUGACAUCAAAUUCACAGGCAAUGUUUCUUGGGUUGGAAAGACCUCAAUGGAAGUGAAAAUGCACAUGCUGCAGCUACAUGAUGGUGAUUACAGCCCCGUGUUAGAUGCAACCUUUGUCAUGGUGGCCCGGGAUCCAGAGAAUAAAGGGCCAGCAUUUGUUAAUCCACUAGUUCCUGAGAGCCCUGAGGAAGAAGAAAUCUUCAAGCAAGGGGAAUUGAACAAGCUGAAGAGGAUUGAUUUCAGCACUGCUUCCUUACUGAAAAUGGCUCCCACUGCAGAAGAAAGAAACAUUAUUCAUGACAUAUUCCUUAAUACACUGGACACAAGGACAGUAAGUUUCCGGAGUCGUAAAUUACCCCCCAAUUCGGUGUGGAUGGAAGAUACAAAGCUAAAAGGCCUACAGAUUUGCCAUCCUCAGGAACGGAACAUCUUCAAUAGGAUCUUUGGGGGUUUUCUCAUGAGAAAGGCGUUUGAACUGGGAUGGGCAAUUGCUUGUAGCUAUGGGGGUUCCAGACCUUUUAUUGUAUCUGUUGACGACAUCAUGUUUCAGAGGCCAGUUGAGAUUGGAUCCUUAUUACUGCUUUCUGGACAGGUCUGUUACACAGAAAAAAACCACAUCCAGGUUCGAGUACACACUGAGGUUUAUGAUGCAGAUACCAGGGAUCACCACACAACCAAUAUCUUCCAUUUUACAUUUAUAUCAGAAAAUGAGGUCCCACGGGUUGUCCCCAAAACAUAUGGAGAGUCCAUGUUGUAUUUAGAUGGGAAGCGACACUUUACUGCUGUCAUGAAAGAAAUCUGACAGGCACUGGAUCAGCAGAAUAGCAGCAUGCUGUCUUGGAAAGAGUUGUCACCAGAGAUGGCUAACAGACAGGUGCUUGCAAUACCCCAGAAAAAUAAAACCAAAUCCACUCCAAACCAAAAACCACAAACCUAAACCCCACAACAGAAAACACCUUUUAAAUGCUAUUUAUGUAUUCGCAUAUAUUUGGAUUUUUUAUUCUUUGCUACUAGAAUUUGUUGAAAUCUAAUUUUACAUGCUAACGCUAGGAAAAAACGCUGAAAAAAAUACAGUACUAAGCUUCAGGUAGCUUCUUUUUGUCUUCUUUGAGUUAAUUGCAUUAUGACCUUUGCUGUCUUGUCAUCAUCUGCCGCCUUUCCCUUAGUAGCUCUCCGUUGUGCUUCCCUGAUAAGGGAUAGAAGUUCUAUCAGAAGAAUGUGUGCAAUAAGUAGAUACACACAGUCAAAGCCAUUUGACCUACAUUCUUGUGUAAAUUCGGUUUAUUUUUUGCACUGUGCAGAAGUUCCUAGUGUGUGCACAGUAUAUAGCAGGCGCUUUCCAUCAGCUGGGAUUUUACAAGGCUGUUACAGCUCCUGUUUUGGAUGGUUUCAUGGUUCCCCUGGGAGAAAACUGAUUUUUGCACUGGACUGAGGUGGCCAGAUGGCUUCUUUGGCAUUCUGUCUGUGUACAGCCAGCCCUUGCCAGCCUCUGCUAACUUUUUAACUGUAAGUUCCUUAAUGAAUUAUUUCUCAUGGUCUGUAGGGCAGAGGUGUGAUUGGUGAGGUUGGGUGGGACUGGGAAAUGGCAUUGUAGGGCAGAAUGUUUUGGUUUGUUAGGGAUUUGGAGCAGAAAAAGUAAAAUGCUGCUCAAACGGUAAUAGUUAUGUUUGAUGCUGGCAUUAGAGGUCCAGCAACUCUGUGUUGAGCAGCUCCCAAGUCAGCUGCUGAAUGGUGAGAGGAUUUUUAUCCCACUGAGGGGUGGUACAGCUAGAGGACAGCCCCCCUUGGCUGGAUUAUUUGUCUGGUUCCUUUGUAGACUGUAAUGAAAUAUGAGUAUUGCACAGCUUUAAAGAUUGUCAAGUUUAUCUGUGGAGGACAGAGUAAUGCCCCGUCACAGAAGGGACACUAGGGGGGGACAUAACUAUGGCAUAUAAGUAGCAGAGAGAAAGUUCUCAACACUGAAGUGUUUCUGAUGUGGUGGAGAAAGUACAAAUCAUCUCCAAUAUCUGGCAGAUAAAGCCCAACAUCCUGAAAUUAGGAAGGUGAGUGGAUGGGAGGCAUUAACUUUUAGUGGUGAGGAUGAUUAGUCACAAGCAUAAAACUGGACUGAUACCUUCACAUCAAGACUGACAUUGUGUCUGAUCAAGACACCCAAAGAGGAGUAGUUAGGCUCAAUGGUAGGUUAAAUGGAUGAAAUAUGACAUCUUACAAUGCAUAAGAACAGACUCUGGCUUUCCUGCUAGGUUUAAAAUCUUUUGAAAUCAGGAAGCAGUAAGUAGAAGUUAUGUGGAUCGGCACAGAUGCACAAAACAGGUUGAUAAAAUAAAGCUACAUGUCGAAAGUUUAUUUCUAAGUAAGAAAGUUUGAGAAAUUCACAGUUAAGACCAGCAUCCUUUGGAGCUAGGAUAGCAGGAAGGUCAUGGCUCCUAACAGCUGAUUGGUAUUCACAUGAGGAAGGUGAGUGUUGUAUCAACCAGUGUGUUGUGCAUCAGCCUUUCUGUUCUAAGAUUUGGCUGCCUUCAGAAGUUAGUUAUCUUUCCAGUGGAGGGACAGAGGCAUUGCUGGAUCCGGAUCAGUUGAAUGCAUUGCAGUGAUAGCAAGCUCUUGGUUCCUGGCAUGGAGUUUCUCUCUUCAGCCACACUCCAGUGCUGACCCAGCUGUAUGCUGUUACAAUAUUUUUAUUACAGUCUUUUUAUAUACUGUGGAUAUAUAUUGUGUUUUCUGUUUUGCUCCUUUUUAAAAAACACUUUUGAAGCUGAAUGUACUUAACUGACCACACAAAGAACUGAAACUCUGGAAGGCAGGAAGUGGAGGGAUCUGUGUCAGAGCUAUGUAUUAUUCCUGACUCUGCAGGAUUACAUCAACCCAGUGGUCCUACCUGGGUCACUUUUGUAUAACACUUGUAAGUUAAUGGGGUACCUAGUUCUUCCGCUAAUGCCUCUUCAGCUGUGUUCAUCAUAAUUUCCUCAAUUCAGCCUUUGGGAAGGGAUUGAAGAGGCAAAAAAUAGGUAAUAGAGUAGGGAGCAACAAUGGGAAGAAAAUGAGUCCUGCAGAUGAAGAUGCUUAGAAGAAUUACUGUGUUUUCAAAGUUCAUCCUAACUUAAUCGCAUACCGCAAUCACAGUAGAUAUAGAAAUGUAUGUACAGUCGUACAGAAUGUGUGUGUAUAUAUAUACAUAUGUAAAAGAUAUAAAAAUAUAUACAGCAGUAAACAGAAAGAUGAAGAGUAUGUGCUCACAUAUUUUUUUCUCCGAGAAGGUAACUCCAAGUUAUCACCCUCUCUGAUAAGAGGCUAAAUGUGUCUUUGUUCAAGGGUGUUAUUUAUGCAUGUCGUUCUGUAACUUUGUGUGUGAGAGAAAACUGUUCUUGGAUCUCACAUUCAGAGUUAAAAUAUUUAACAAAAUGUUAAGCUUAUGUUGCAACUUACUGGCCAACCCAUCACUGCUGCCAGCGACUAAUCAUUAACACAAAAGCCUAAAGGUAUUGGUAGAAAAUAUUUUUACUUGUAGUGAGCCUUUCUAUGUAAUUGGCUGUGGCUCUGCAGUGGGAAGUAAAUGUUUCUGUGCCCAUCACGUCUUGGAAUACAGCAAGGAGGAGGAAGUGUGUGCUAGCUGGAUUGCCUCCCCAUACCUUCUCGCUUAGUGGUGGUAUAAAAGAAGAUUUCUGUUGGACUGGCUGAGCUCAGUGCCUGAAAAAGCACUUUGUUUCAAAUGGUUUUAUUUUUUGGUGUUUAAAAUCAAUAAAAUGACUUUCUCAGACUUACUGUAA